GUUGAGGUAAACAGCCUGGUCUGGAAUUGUCUUGGCAUGUUGAAGAGCAUGUGUUGCCUGCUCUUCUUUCCUGGAUUUGCCAACAUUAGAGCUUUGUAGAGGAAUCCUGCGUCUUCUCAUGCAGUCUGAGGCUUUGUGCUUGCCAAGCACUCAGGAAACCAGGUGGUGAGGGGGCUUCAGAUUGCUCCUCCCCAGUAGUGGACCUCUCCUCUCCAUACUUACUCCAGCUCGCUGGUCUGAACUUGACUUUGAGUUUCCAUCACCAUGGCCUCAGCCCUGGUCCACAACCCUCGGGAGGCAUUGCUCUGGGCCUUGAGUGACCUUGAGGAGGACAAUUUCAAGAGACUAAAGUUCCACUUACGGGAUGUGACCCUGGCUGAGGGCCAGCCCCUCCUGGCCCGAGGAGAGUUGGCGGGCCUGAGUCGGGUGGACCUGGCAUCACUACUGAUUUUAAAGUGUGGAGAACAGGAGGCUGUGAGAGUGGUGCUCAAGGGCUUGAAGGCCAUGAACUUGUUGGAACUCGUGGACCAGCUCAGCCCCAUUUGUCUGAAUGAUUACAGAGAAAUAUACCGAGAACAUGUGCGCUGCCUAGAAGAGAGGCGAGAAGGGGGAAUCAAUGGCAGCUACAACCAACUGCUCCUGGUGGCCACACCCAGCUCAGGGGACCCAGGAUUACCUCCCAGUCCAGACCUGGAGCAGGAGCUGGAUUCUGUCACAGUGGAGGCUUUAUUUGAUCCAGGGGAAAAACCCAACCCAGCCCCAUCUUUAGUGGUACUACAAGGGUCUACUGGUACUGGAAAGACAACUCUGGCGAGAAAAAUAGUGUUGGACUGGGCCACUGGUACCCUGUACCCAGGCCAGUUUGAUUAUGUUUUUUAUGUGAGCUGCAGAGAAGUGGUCCUGCUGAAGGGGUACAAACUGGAGCAGCUACUCUUCUGGUGUUGUGGGGAUAAUCAAGCCCCUAUCAGAGAGAUUCUGAAACAGCCAGAGCGACUCCUGUUCAUCCUGGAUGGCUUUGAUGAGCUACAGCGGCCCUCUGAAGGACAGUUGGGGAAGAGGGCAGGGAGUUCCAUGGAGAAAGUGCUGCGUUGUUUGAUUAGGAGACAGUUGCUCCACACCUGCUCCCUUCUCAUUACUACUCGGCCCACCGCUUUGCAGAGUCUGGAGCCCAUGCUGGGUCAACGGCGCCAUGUUCAUGUUUUAGGUUUCUCUGAGGAGGAAAGGAAGCAGUAUUUCAGCUUCUAUUUUAAGGAUGAAGAACAAGCCAGAAAUGCCUUUGAAUUUGUACAAGGAAAUGAUGUUCUCUACACGGCAUGUCAAGUUCCAGGCAUUUGCUGGAUGGUCUGCUCCUGGCUGAAGGGACAGAUGGAAAGAGGUCAGGCAAUCUCAGAGACACCCAGGAACAGCACUGACAUUUUCACUGCCUAUGUAUCCACCUUCCUGCCCACUCAUGACAGUGGGGACUGCUCUGAGCUUACCAGGCACAGGAUCCUGAGGGGUCUGUGCUCUUUGGCUGCUGAGGGUAUUGAGCACCAGAGGUUCCUAUUUAAAGAGGAUGAGCUUAGGAAACACAAUUUAGAUGGUCCCAGACUUUCUGCUUUCCUGAGCAGCAGCGAUUACCAAGAGGGACUUGACAUCAAGAAGUACUAUAGUUUCCGCCACAUAAGUUUCCAGGAAUUUUUUCAUGGGAUGUCCUACCUGAUGAAGGAGGGCCAGAGUCAACUGGGGGAAGCGUCCUGCAGAGAAGUGAAAAGACUGGUGGAGGCAAAGGAUCAGAAAAAGAAUGAAGAGAUAACCCUCUCUAUGCAGUUUUUAUUGGACAUAUUGAAAAAAGAGAACUUCCUGAACUUGGAGCUCAAGUUCUACUUGGAAGUUGCUCCCUCGAUAAUGCAGGAUCUGAUGCAUUUUAAAGAACAAAUGGAAUCUAUAAAGCACAACAGGCCUUGGGAAUUUGAAUUCUCCCUGUAUAAUACUAAAAUAAAGAAUCUUUCAGAGGCUGUUCAGUUCAGUGACAUCUCAGUCUCCCUGUCAGGUUCAAAUGAAAGGAAAUUACUUCCGGGGAAGCUGUUUUCUGUCCAAACCAGAUUGGAAAAAGGUCAGAACAAGAAGCAAAAAUGUAAUCUUGUGGGUAAAGGCAGAGGGACAGAGGAACUAGACCAAGAAGUUAGGAGCAGCAGGAUGGGAAUCAGAAAAAAGGGGGCAAUAGAGAUGAAGGGUCAGAAAGAUUGUGGGAUGGAGAGACAGGAGGAUGGGGAAGGGCAGAGUAAAAAGGACGGAGAGAUGAGAGAUCAGACUAAGGGAUACCAGAAAGAAUGAAGGACGGAAAAACAAAUAGAGAAUUAGAUUGCUGAGGGUCAGAAGGCUUGGCAUCGCAUCUGGGGAGAGGCCAUGUGGACUGAGUUCUUAGGAACAAUCACCUUUUACCAUGAAUAGCUGCAGUUCAGCUAAUUAGCACUCCUCCCUCAAGGGGCUGUUUUAGUAGCUCCUCUUACAUGUUAUGUCAAUGAUCAAGUCUUUGGUUCUGCCAUUUGACUCUUUUAACAUAAAAUAAACUACUUAAAAUAAUAACA
Sciurus carolinensis (gray squirrel) is the source of this 2570-nucleotide messenger RNA. RefSeq names its product NLR family pyrin domain containing 10 (gene Nlrp10). Gene Ontology annotation, biological process: positive regulation of inflammatory response. Bases 265 to 2316 code for a protein of 683 amino acids. The transcript has 3 exons. The record is from RefSeq and is a predicted model, not a curated record. Lineage: Eukaryota; Metazoa; Chordata; Mammalia; Rodentia; Sciuridae. Gene Ontology annotation, cellular component: cytoplasm.